This is a messenger RNA of Brienomyrus brachyistius, 2293 nucleotides long. RefSeq names its product GTP binding elongation factor GUF1 (gene guf1). Gene Ontology annotation, cellular component: mitochondrion. The record is from RefSeq and is a predicted model, not a curated record. Gene Ontology annotation, molecular function: mitochondrial ribosome binding; GTPase activity; GTP binding. Lineage: Eukaryota; Metazoa; Chordata; Actinopteri; Osteoglossiformes; Mormyridae. Gene Ontology annotation, biological process: positive regulation of translation.
GGCUGCGCCCACGGCAGUGUCAUGCAGUCCUAGUCGGACUUUGCUGAAGGCUAAGCAGAAAGAUCCAGAAUUGGAGAGUACCAUUUAACCAUGAAUAUCAUACAACAGAAACCCAGUAUGUCAUCAUAAGAAUAUGCGUAAGGACUGGAAAAGGUCCAGGGUAUCUACUCUCAAGAUUACUGACUAGUAGAUCGCGGCUGACGGACUGCUGUAGUUUUACCUAUCGAACUCCAAGAUGCGUCUGCCAUUAAAAACAUAUCAAGGGCUUGGGUUCCCUUUAGUCGAACGUCUUUUGGAUGUAAGGACAUGCAAAAUACGAAGGAAGCAGUUAUACAGCACGACCUUCACUUUAAUUAGGCAUCGCUGGAUGAGAAACAUACCUUCAAUAUGUGCUUUCACCUCCAAACAGUUCAGCACACAAUCAGAAAAGGAUAAAAUUGAUAUGUCCAAAUUUCCUGUCGAGAACAUUAGAAAUUUCAGCAUCAUCGCCCACGUUGACCAUGGUAAAAGCACUUUGGCUGACAGAUUGUUGGAGUUAACAGGAGCCAUUGCUAAGACAGACCGCAACAGGCAAGUCUUGGACAAGCUGCAGGUGGAGAGAGAGAGGGGGAUCACUGUGAAGGCCCAAACAGCCUCUCUGUUCUAUACUCACCAAGGCCAGACAUAUUUACUGAACCUCAUUGACACGCCUGGUCAUGUUGACUUCAGCUAUGAAGUUUCCAGAUCAAUCUCUGCAUGCCAGGGGGUGCUGCUGAUCGUCGACGCGAAUCAGGGGAUUCAAGCACAGACAGUCGCCAAUUUCUAUUUGGCUUUUGAAGCCCAUCUGACUAUCAUACCCAUUGUAAAUAAGAUUGAUUUGAAAAAUGCUGACCCAGAAAGAGUGGAAACACAGAUUGAAAAAGUGUUUGAAAUUCCAAAAGACGACUGCAUACGGAUUUCAGCCAAAUUAGGCACAAAUGUUGAGCGAGUGCUGGAAGAAAUCGUCAAUAGGAUUCCUCCUCCCAAGGCUAAGACAGAUGACCCCUUCAAAGCGCUGGUCUUUGAUUCCACCUUCGACCACUAUAGAGGAGUGGUGGCCAAUAUCGCCUUGUUUGGGGGGCAGGUGCGUAAAGGGGACAGGAUCAUGUCAGCACACCUGGGCAAGGUGUAUGAGGUCAACGAGCUGGGAAUUCUGAGGCCGGAUGAGAACCCUACAGACAGACUGUUCGCUGGGCAGGUGGGUUACAUGAUUGCAGGGAUGAAGGAGGUGAAGGAGGCUCAGAUUGGGGACACCCUGUUUCUCCAGAAGCAUCCCGUCAAGCCCCUGCCGGGAUUUAAUCCCGCAAAAGCCAUGGUGUUCGCUGGCAUGUAUCCGACAGACCAGUCGGAGUAUAACUCCCUGCGCAGUGCGGUGGAGAGACUGACACUGAACGACUCCAGUGUGGCAGUACAGAGGGAUAGUAGCCACGCGCUGGGAGCCGGCUGGAGACUGGGGUUUUUGGGGCUGCUGCACAUGGAGGUGUUCAACCAGCGUCUGGAGCAGGAGUACAACGCCUCGGUCAUCGUGACGACGCCCACCGUCCCGUACAAAGCCAUCCUCUCAUCGGCCAAGCUCAUCAAGGAAUAUGGGGAGAAGGAGAUCACCAUCAUAAACCCAGCCCAGUUUCCUGACCGCUCCGUGGUGUCGGAGUAUCUGGAACCCAUGGUCUUAGGGACCAUCAUCACUCCCCAUGAGUACAUUGGCAAAAUCAUGACCCUAAGCCAGAAUCACAGGGCCGUCCAGAGGAACAUGUUGUACAUUGAUGACAAGCGUGUGAUGAUGAAGUACCUCUUUCCCCUGAACGAAGUCAUCGUGGACUUUUACGAUCACCUGAAGUCGCUGUCUUCUGGAUACGCCAGCUUUGACUAUGAAGAAGCGGGCUACCAGCCGGCAGACCUCAUAAAGAUGGACAUCUUACUGAAUGGGAAACCGGUCGAGGAGCUGAUCACGGUUGUCCACAAAGAUAAGGCACACACCGCUGGCAAAGCCUUGUGUGAAAGGCUGAAAGACUGCAUACCCAGGCAGCUGUUUGAGAUUGCUGUACAGGCAGCCAUUGGGAGCAAGAUCAUCGCAAGGGAAACCAUCAAAGCCUAUCGGAAGAACGUUCUUGCGAAAUGUUAUGGGGGUGACAUUACUCGGAAAAUGAAGCUGUUGAAGAAACAGGCAGAAGGAAAAAAGAAGAUGAGAAUGAUUGGGAACGUGGAAGUCCCCAGAGAUGCCUUCAUCAAUGUCCUGAGGAGAAAGGACAAGUAAUGCAGUGGCUUCUAGCACGAA